AUGCACUACAAAGCUUGGGCCUGUAAAAUUCUGGCACCCGAGAGAAGCAACGGAGUGCCUAAAGAGGAGCAGGUGAUCUACGAGGACGAGAUCGGUAGGGAGAUCGGCGACGAUAUGGGGCCGAGAUGGAGGGAGGCGCUGCGUAACGAGGAGCACCUGCAUGGGCCGAAAAUAACGAAAUGGCGCUUGCGCGCGUACGUCGAAUACAUGUCGACUGAGACCGACCAACAGGUGGCAUCGUUGGAUACAGGCCGGACCAGAGUCGCUGGAAGGAAGGCGAAAAAAAGCACCCCUCCGAUGAUGCUGGCGCGCCUUACUGCGCUGACGUGCUUCUGCAGAGUAGAGGCCAUACUCUUCGACGAGCCACUAACGAAACCCUUGGACGACAUCACCGAGGCUCGGCAGCUUCUUGCGGUCAAGCUGCGGCAGCUGCACGACUUUCAGUUCGAGCAGUGUGUCGAUCCACACCGGGGCUCGCUCGACGAUGUUUACACGGAGGAGCAGUUCCGCAUUCUCGUUUCAGACAUCCUGCCGUACUGGGCCAAAGAGUACUUUCGGGAGCCGAUGAGUUACCCCAGUCAGUCGCUGUGGAGGGCCUUGGCUGUGAGGGUGAUGAUCCUGAUGGCGCAUCACAUGCUGGGCAGGGGGAUAAGCAUCCGCGAGAUCCGCUACUGCAAUAUGUUCACUCACGUCCUUCCGCCCAUCACGAACAGCAAGGGGGAAUCGUCGAUCCACGUUCUCGUGGUCGCCUAUCGCAACUCAAAGACCAUCAAAGACAACAAGCUCGGCCACCUGUACCUGACUCGACACAUGGACUUCCGGCAGUGCGGCUUCAGAGCAGUGUUCAUGUGGAUACAUUUCAUUUUCGACCUUGUGCCGCCCCACUACAACAACGAUAAGAUCGUGUCCCCCUUGGAUUUCAGCAGCUCGGAAAAUUGGUCAAGGAAGCACCUGUUCUUCGCCCUCUUCGACAAGGACAAGAUCGAGUUGCCGUACGCAACUCAUGCCAAAUGGGUUACCUGGGCAAUGAAAAGCGCGGAGUGGAUCGUGUCGAAAGUCACACAUAUCUUUCGACGGUCUGCGGCACAGAUCCUCGCCGACAAAAACUGUGAACUCGACAACAUCGCGCAGCUGGGUCAAUGGGACAUGAACGAGAUGCGCAUGUCAUACGUCACAGGCAUCCCGCGCGGGGCCAUCCAGCUGCAAGCGGGUUUCACGACGGAACCGGGUGACUAUUACCUUGGAAGAUCGAAGAGCGAAGUACACGCGAAGGUCCUGAAGGCUAUCGAGGAGCACAUAUUUCCAAAGGCGGAGCAGUGGCUCGACGAGGACGCAUCCUUUCAACUCAACACCAAGCACCUCAUCACGCAACUUCGAGCAGAGGUUAACUUACACAAGGAGGAGGGUGGGAAAAAAGAAAUCAAGAUCAAGGGCCUCGAGCAGAAGGUCGAGUCAUUGGAGCGGGAGAAGGGCGCGAUGCAAGUGGAGUUGGAGGCAAAGGCAGAAGCACUCGCGCUACUGCAGAAAGCGUUCGACGCACUGAAGAUUACCGACGCGACAACCGCAGCUGCGAAUGUGGGGGGGAGCGAGAGAGUGCCGUAG
Messenger RNA from Closterium sp. NIES-65, 1602 nucleotides. NCBI's taxonomy places the organism in Eukaryota, Viridiplantae, Streptophyta, Zygnematophyceae, Desmidiales, Closteriaceae. The record is from the annotation of a GenBank genome assembly.